AUGCCCAAGACCCCGUCGCCGACGCUGCUCGACGAUGUGGGCCUGCGCCUGGCGCCCCGCGUCGUCAUCGACCCGAAGCCCGUGUCGCUGGCCGAGAUUCUCGCGGAGAUGACGCGCGUCAAGGAGGACGCGGAGGCGAAGCGGCUCCAGCGCGUCGAGAAGCGGCGCGAGAAGCGGCGCGAGGAGCGGCGCGUGCAGUACGGGAGCCGGCCCGUGCGCCACCCGCAGCACUUCGGCGUCGCCAAGUCGCGCCUCUUCGACAGCGAGGGCAAGCCCGCGCGCCAGGCCUGGACCGUCAUCCCUUUGAACCACCACUCGCUCAACGCGCCGCCCGAGCAGCCGCCGCCGCGGGCGACCCAGAAGACGCUCACACGCCCCCAGUCCGCGCCCGCGCUCCUCCGCGGCGCGCCGGCGCUCGCGACGCCCCAGCGGUCGCCGUCGGGGUCGCCCGACCCGCGGCGGGGCCGCGGCGCGCCGUUCCUCGCGACGCCGCGGGGGUCGCCGUCGGGGUCGCCCGACUCGCGGCGGAACCGGGCGUCGUUCCGCCGGGGCUUCGAGUUCGACGAGGAGCCCCCGCCGGAGCCGGACCCCUGGUUCCCCGUGAGCCACACGUCGCGCCGCGACCGGGACCUCGGAUUCCUCCCCAUGCGGAACACGCCCCUGGAGAAGCGCGCGGAGCUCCACGAGCGCGUCGCGUCGCGCGUGCGCGUGCUCAAGGAGAAGAAGCGCGAGAAGGAGAAGAAGAAGGGGCGCCUCGGCGCCGAGGACCACAUCGAGCUGAAGCGCCUCCAGCGGGGCAGGACAAGAGAGCGACAUUCCCAACUUCAAAGGCUCCUUUCUCGGCCGUUUUCCACUCGCCUCCAGGGCCAGCUCGCAGAGCUCAACCUGUGGCACAACCCGAGCCGCACGGCCAAGCUCGCGAAGCGCGCGGCCGCGGCGAAGCGGCGCGAGUCGCCGUCGCUCUCCGCGUCGGGCCUCGACGCCAAGGCCAUCAAGCUCCGGCGCCGCGACGCGGCCUUCGAGGACUCCGACGACGACAUCCACGACCUCGCGCACAACGCGCUCGCGCACCAGGUCCCGGGCGGCCUCGCGCCCGCGGCGCGGCGCAAGUCCAUGGUCAUCUCCGCCUCCGCGCCGGCGCUCGGCGCGCUCGCGGCCGCCAGCGGGUGA
Messenger RNA from Aureococcus anophagefferens, 1170 nucleotides. RefSeq lists its product as hypothetical. The transcript has 3 exons. NCBI's taxonomy places the organism in Eukaryota, Pelagophyceae, Pelagomonadales, Pelagomonadaceae. The record is from RefSeq and is a predicted model, not a curated record. Bases 1 to 1170 code for a protein of 389 amino acids.